Gracilinanus agilis (Agile Gracile Mouse Opossum) is the source of this 265-nucleotide messenger RNA. RefSeq names its product serine protease inhibitor Kazal-type 1-like. NCBI's taxonomy places the organism in Eukaryota, Metazoa, Chordata, Mammalia, Didelphimorphia, Didelphidae. The record is from RefSeq and is a predicted model, not a curated record. Gene Ontology annotation, molecular function: protein binding; serine-type endopeptidase inhibitor activity. The transcript is spliced from 4 exons. The coding region runs from base 1 to 240 and encodes 79 amino acids.
AUGAGGCCCCUCAGCAUAAUCCUGCUGCUCUCCAUAGCUCUGUGCUGCUUCUUGGAUACUGUUCAAGCUGUAGUCAGAACACGAGAGGCUAAAUGUAAUCACAAUUUACCUGGAUGCACAAAAGAACUCAACCCUGUCUGUGGCACUGAUGGACAUACCUAUAACAAUGAAUGCAAACUAUGUAGGGAAAAUGAGAAAAGACAAUUUCCCAUCCUAAUCCGAAAAAAUGGGCAAUGCUGAGGAACCAAAAUAUCCUGGAAUCCCC